CUUAUUGUGGCUGGCGUCACACAGGUUAGAUACUUUACCAUAACAACGUUCUAGCUCAGUCACAGAUAAAAUGGACCCGUCUAUGUACCUGUAUGAUGUCCCCCCGGUGUUGAUUGAGACGUUUUGCAAGGUAAUCGACAGCGGUGAUGACAGCCUCGGAUGGCGCGGGCUUGCUGCGCGUAUUGUGCCAAGUUGGACGGAGGUGCGACGCACCGAGAGGCUGGAGGCAAUGGGCAAGAGCCCCACGCGCGAACUCAUCUGGUCGUGGGCGCAACAGAACAAAACUGUUGGGGACCUUCUGAAGGUAUUGGAGGAUAUGGGCCACUACAGAGCGCUACAGCUCUUUAUGCCUCAAGAAACAAAGUAUUCCUUCCCCAACAGUGGACCAUCAGAGAGCAGCAGGGAUAACCCCUCCCCUCCUGAGUCACCCGUGUCACCCCCACCUGACAGUGAGUCAACCCAACCUGGUUGGAACCAGUCUGAUAAUCAUGUGUCGAGUGAAGGUAGAAACCACAGGCUUAGUGUUUUGACCUUGUUGCUAGGUAGAAACCACAGGCUUAGUGUUUUGACCUUGUUGCUAGGUAGAAACCACAGGCUUAGUGUUUUGACCUUGUUGCUAGGUAGAAACCACAGGCUUAGUGUUUUGACCUUGUUCCUAGGUAGAAACCACAGGCUUGUGAUCACCUACUCGGACGUCAUAGAGGGAACUAGACAUUUUCACCAGGACAUGAAGAUCUCUGAGGGCAGCUUCUCUGCUGUCUACAGAGCGGUAAAGGGAAAUGAAACCUUGGCUGUCAAGCUCUUUAAGCAGGUGCAGAAAGCCUCGUGGAGGAAGUUGUGGGAUCUAUUCAGGAGAGAGAUGGAAGUUCAUCAUCUCUAUCAGCAUCCUAACAUCUUGGAGCUGUUGGGUUGUUACUCUGAUGGGGAUCGUUACUGGCUGGUAUACCCUUACCUUCCCAACGGAUCACUGUUCCACAGACUGCAUGACCAGAACCUAGUGCCCACUCUCUCAUGGCAGGAGCGUUUGGACAUCAUCAAGGGGACGGCUAAGGCAGUACAUCACCUACAUACGGCCCAGCCCUGCACUGUGGUCUGUGGUAACAUCACAAGUUCUAACAUACUUCUGGACGAGCGGCUGCAGCCCAAGCUGUCUGAUUUUGGGACGGCCCGUCUCAGACCCCACUCUGUCAGUCAGAGCUGCACCGUUACCUUGGAUACGACCUGUGGAACCCUGGGAUACCUGCCAGAGGAAUACAUCCGAGACGGAAAGCUGUCCGUCAGUCUGGAUGUGUUCAGCUUGGGAAUGGUUAUAAUGGAAACAUUAACGGGACGGAACGUCAGAGAGGACACUCCUAAACACACCCUGCUGAGAGACAUCCUACAUGGAGAGGUGGAGGACAGUGGCAGUGUAGACUCCUGUCUUCAGUAUCUGGACCCAAGGGCUGGUCUCUGCCCCCACUCUGUGUCCUUUACCUUGUUCCGCCUGGCCCUGGACUGCACCUCUACACGACCACGCAACAGACCCACCAUGGAGAAUGUGCUACAGGUAUUGAGCCAGCUGCUUCCCCUGCCGUCCCCACCUGAAGACCAGCCCCACACCCUGACCGACUGGGCCCCAGCUCCCCCUGCCUCCCCUGCCCAGACGGGAGAUGGCCCCAGCUCCAACCCCAGCCCCAGUGUGCCUGUAGAGGACGAUGAGCUGCACAGUUACCCCAGUGCCAACCCACAGCCAGCUCCAGCCCAGGGAGGGCCCUGUGAGUGUAGCCAGUCAGAGGUCACCUAUCUGGGCAGUGGGGAGCGGCUAGGCCAGAGCCUCCAGACCAAUGGAGAGACAGUGGAUCUAUACAGUAGCUGGCCAGUCCAGUGUAGCUGUUCAGCUGAGGUGGAUGGAAUGGGCUGUGAGGAUUGUACAGCCAAUGGAUUUACUCCCUGCCCCUCAGACCUCCCUCAAGGUGACCUCAGCUUCCCUUCCCUUGGUUUAGUGGACAACCCUGCCAAGGACAGACUGAGGAAUAAGAUUGAUCUGUACAACAGAAGCCUCAUCAGAACAGAGGAACUCCUCUCUAUCUCCAUGGCAACCCAGGAGUGACAAACGCUGAUCCAGGAUCUGCUUGCCCUUCCCCAAAUCCUAAUCUUAACCAUUUACAAACACAAAACAGACCCCCAGACCAGCAUCUAGGACAACUUCACUACUUUGAAUGACACAUGCAUACAUGGCCUGCUGAGAGAGAGAGAGAGAGAGAGAGAGAGAGAGAGAGAGAGAGAGAGAGAGAGAGAGAGAGAGAGAGAGAGAGAGAGAGAGAGAGAGUUAAACUUAUCCAUAUAUCUGACUUAAUCAUUUCUGGCCCUGGUUAAAUGACCUGGCAUGGCCUCUCAGCCACAGGAUACUGUAGGUGUACACAUCAAAUAAUAUUGGUUUCAAACCUCCCUUUCUUUAAAAUGACUGUACGGAUCUGGGCUCAUCUUUCGUCCAUUUAGUUUCAAUGGAAUUAAGAUGAUCUUAGUGCUACGAUGCUUUUGGGAAACCCAGCCCUGGUAUGUGACAAGACGUGACGUUCAUGUGGUUGAACGAUAGCAAUCUAUGUCCUUCAUUGACGGUAUAUUAUGCUAAAACUAUAUUAUUAUUAUAGAAAGCUAUUUAUUAUCUGCUGACAGAUUCCAUUUCUUAUUUAUAAAAUUAGGACAUGAUUUCUAUAAAGCAUUUUUAUAAAGAUAAUUUAAAACAUUAGCGUGUAGAAACUGUGCCAGGGAAACUAAACCAAAGCAUGAAUUGCUGUCAUACCUUGUCCAUAGGCUGCUGACAGAGUAAGAAAACCAACGUGUCAUUUUGUAAUUUGGGUGAACUAUCCCCUUAUUUAUGUUUCGUAAGUUGACUUUACAUUUUUCAUGCCUUUUUAUUAAUAAAAUAUGAUUGACAAUG
This is a messenger RNA of Coregonus clupeaformis (lake whitefish), 2920 nucleotides long. RefSeq names its product interleukin-1 receptor-associated kinase 3 (gene irak3). The transcript is spliced from 13 exons. Gene Ontology annotation, molecular function: ATP binding; protein kinase activity; protein binding. Gene Ontology annotation, biological process: protein phosphorylation; signal transduction. The record is from RefSeq and is a predicted model, not a curated record. The coding region runs from base 71 to 2089 and encodes 672 amino acids. NCBI's taxonomy places the organism in Eukaryota, Metazoa, Chordata, Actinopteri, Salmoniformes, Salmonidae.